AUGUCGUCGCCGGAGCCUGAGAGUGAGAGCACAAUCAGGGCUAGCAGUCAGAGAACUGAGCUCUUUUUAGGUGCCAUGGCAGAGAGGGCAGGCGACGUGAUCGAGGAGGACGAGGAAGUCGAAGAGGACGAACAUGGUCAAAGUGACCAGCGAUCGAAUGAACUGAUGUUCGUGAAAAUGAAAGCUGAAAAAGCGAAUCGCAAGAGAAAGUUCACCAGGUGUCGCAGAGCCGUGAUCGUGGCCUUGCGUGACGGAGUUGAAGAGGAAGCUGCGAGGUCGUUGUUUGGCGAAUUAGAAAUGAUCGAGGAUGUCCUGAACGGUGUGUUCAUGGACGUACUCGAGUGGGCUGGCGGCAUGAACGAUGCGCUCGCAGUGGCUAAAGUGACCGAUGAGAUGGAGGAAGCGGAGAAAGAGAUGAAGGAGGUCACAAGGCUGUAUCAGGAGUUCCUAGAACACCAGCCAGCGUGGACGGCUGCACGGAACAGCCACCCAGACAGGCCAGCGUAUCAUCAGUAUGCCCAGGCACCAGUGGAAGAGCCAGGAAGUCCACUGAGUGUGAUAUCGCUGGGCAGAAGUGAAGGCUCCCAGGAUCGGGAUGAGCCUGGUGAUGGCGUGGCGCUGGUUCAGGAGAACCAGGCAAGAGUAGAAGACAGUGAUGAAGUGGUUGUGACCACAAGUGUCUCCGGCAGUAGUAACAGAGAGGCAGAGCUUGGGGCUAGAACAAGGCCACCAAUGGAAACUGGGAGUAGGAGGUCAGAGCGUGAAAGAAGCCCUGCCUUGCCUGUACUACAGCCUGCUGUGCCAACACGGAGUGCUGUAUGUGUGUCCAGUGCAUAUACUAGAGUGAGUGAGACCAAGGCCCCUCAACUUCAAGUCGCGAAGAGUCCAGGCCAGCAGGGCAGUAGUACUCAGGCUCCUGUGUCAGGACUACACCCUACAUCAUCUCUGCCAUAUCAGUCCGCCAACUAUCUGUACACCCAGGCCAGUGGGCCACCACAGGUAGCCUCAAGUCAUCAGGCCAUGGGCAUUGGUGCCUUUUCAGCAUUGCCAGGAGCAGGUGUGUCCGCCAGCCACCAGCGUGCUGUGUCUCAGCCUCCACCUGUCAAGCAGCCAUCAGAUGAAAUUUUCAAGCAACUGAAGGCUAUACAGAUCCCAGUCUUCGGCGGCGAUAAGCAGGCGUAUGCCUCAUGGAAGGCUGCUUUCAUGGCGUGUGUUGGUAGCUCGUCUGCAAGGGCAGACUUGAAACUGCUGCACCUCCGGCAGUAUUUGAGUGGAGAUGCCUUGGCUUCCAUCGAGAGCUUGGGAUACACCCCGUCUGCGUAUGAGGCCGCAAUGAGGCGGUUAGACCGCAAGUUUGGAGGCGACCAACGACAGCUGUCGCUGCAGUACGAGCAAGUCGAGGCCUGCCCAAUCAUUCGUUCCGGCCGAGCAGGAGAUCUCCAGAAGUUCGCAGAUCUCCUCGACGUACUCGUGGUCAACCUCCUCGACUCCGGAAAAGGCAAUGAGCUGGGUGAUGGGCUGUUGUACCGGAAGCUCCUGGCCAAGUUGCCGGCUGGGAUGUUAACCCAAUUCAAUCGAUGGUGUCAUCAGAAGCCCUGCCAGCCAGGAAUUCAAGCACUACUGGAGUGGGUGACGUUGGAAGCGGAGUUUGCCGUUGGAGCGUCCGAAGCACUAGAUGGAGUUGGUGCGAAGGACAAGCCUCCGGCACCCCGAAAUGCUCCUCAACGAUCCUACUUCGGGGGAAAGGCUUCGCAGAAUGCAGGGUGGUCAAGGCCUGCGGGCUCAGCGGCUGGACGAUCUUCAUGUCGGCAAUGUGGCGGACCUCACGGUGUCUGGCAGUGUAAAGCAUUUCAGCAGCUUUCCGUCGCCAAUCGCUGGAGACAGGCUAAACAGCAUGGUCUGUGCUACCGCUGCCUUGGAGGCGAUCACCAAGGUCACCUCUGUCCACGAACCAGACCCUGCUCAGUGAGCGGCUGCAACAACAAUCACCACUACUUGCUACACCGGGACUUGCUACACGAGGACAGCAGGGACCCCGAUGCCGCACAGUCAAACAAGAAAAAAUCGGGGAACACGGCAGCUGGAGGAAUGACGGCGGACAAGUCCCAACUCAGUCCUGCCGAACAAUUCUGCAACUAUGGAGACAAUGGUUCAGGUCAGGAGACAGGGGACCAGUUAUUGCCUCCCGCCAUCGACUGUUUAGUAACGCCGCCAUACGCCGGUAAAGACCAAGAGCAGCGCACCCCACAGUCGUUCACCGAGGGGGAGACGGAGUCCACGAAGAGUGAUUCCACCAUGAUGGUCCAAGGCCCGGGCAAGAUAGCUCUGCGAACGGUCUCAGUCGUCUUGGAGAACGGCCACAAGUCAGUGCAAGUGAAUGCGUUGCUGGACGACGGUAGCACGACGAGCUACCUCAACGGCAGCAUUGCCAACCAGCUCGGCGUCAGCGGGGAGCUGAGGACAUUCACAGUCCACACCUUGAAUGGCAAGCAGACCUCAUUCACAACCAGACCAGUAAGCUUCACCAUUGGCAGCAUGGAUGGCAGUGUUCGGCAAUCUAUGACGGCGCUGACGGCUGAUUCGGUCACCGGGAAUCUUCGUCCGGUAGAGUGGGUCAAGGAAGCAGUCAAGUAUCCUCAUCUGAGAGAGAUUCCGUUCGCAAGACUGGCGGAGCCCGCCAGGGUCGAUCUGCUGAUUGGGAGCGACUAUGCUGAGCUGCUUGUGUCACAGCAGGAAGUGGUCGGCCCGCCUGGUCAACCAGUGGCGCGUCAUACUCCACUGGGUUGGACCUGUGUUGGCAGAGUGACGGGAACCCACUCGAGUCAAAGGACGUUCCACAGCCAAGCGUUUCAGAGUGAGGAGAGAGCAACACCAACCGGCUUAGAGACCGCGCUACAGCAGUUCUGGCAAAUUGACAGCUGCGGCACGGAGGAGAGCUUCAGUGAGCCCGGCCCGCGCUCGCUGGAGGAAGAGACAGCCCUAGACAUCGUCAAACACUCGCUGAAGAAGGUGGACGGUCGGUACCAGGUGUCUCUGCCGUGGAACAAUCGUAAGAGAGAAUUAUGCAACAACUUGGGUGCGGCUACGAAACGUCUAGGCCACACCGAGCGCAAGCUCCUGAAAGACCCAUUCGUUGCCCAGGCUUAUGGCCAAGUCUUCCAGGCCUACCAGAGGAACGGCUAUAUCCGGGAGCUCGCGAAGGAAGAGCUAGGUCAAGAGGUAUGCUGGUACUUAUCCCACUUUCCCAUCGUCCGACCGCAGAAGACGACAACCAAGGUGCGGAUCGUCUUUGACGCUGCAGCAUCCUGUCAUGGCCUCAGCCUCAACGAUGCCAUCUACCCUGGUCCGAAGCUCCAACGUGAGUUGUUCGAUGUGUUGACCAGGUUUCGGCAAAAGCCUAUAGCAGUGGGCUGUGACGUGACCGAAAUGUAUUUGCAGGUGUCGGUUGCGCCAGCAGACAGGAAGUACCUCAGAUUCGUGUGGCGGGACCUGGAUCCGGCCAAGCCUUUACGGCACUUUGAGUUCAACCGCCUGGUCUUUGGCGUCAAUGCUGCACCAUUCAUCGCCCAGUACGUUGCUCAGCAGACAGCCCGGGAACAUUUGGCGUCGCAUCCCCUGGCAGCAGAAGCUAUCCUCGCGUCCACCUACAUGGAUGACACGAUGGACAGCACCAAAGAUGUCGAACAAGGUCAGAUUCUUCAUCGGGAGCUAAUGGAUCUGUGGGGUGAGGCCAAGAUGACGCCGCGCAAGUGGGUGUCCAACUCGCCCGAGCUCCUGAGGGUAAUUCCAGCCGAGGCUCGCGCUACCCAGCUGGACUUAUCCCAAGGAGAGCUACCAUCCGUGAAGACGCUAGGAGUGUCAUGGGACGGUCAGGCAGACUGCUUCUUCUUCAGCGUUCAACCGCCAGACCUCACCAACCAACGCAUCACCAAGCGAUUCCUCCUAGCAAAAGUCGCGUCCGUAUUCGACCCGUUGGGGUUUCUGGCACCGUUCGUGACCCAAGCCAAGAUCCUCAUGCAAGAGAGUUGGGUAGCUGGUAUUGACUGGGAUGAACCGGUUCCAGAUGGCAUCGACACCAGCGCUCGCCAGUGGUUCAAUGACCUGGCGAAGCUCAGUUUAGUUCGAGUACCAAGAUGUCUCAUCCCGGACGUGGCCAGUGGAGUGACGCUGCAUGUUUUCUGUGAUGCGUCGAGUGUGGCGUAUGGUGCCGUGGUCUACAGCUCCACCGUGCAGCGUGGCUCUGAGGGAAACGUUCGUCUCGCUGGAGCCAAGAGCAGAGUGGCGCCGACAAGAACACAAAGUAUCCCCCGGCUGGAGUUGCUGGCGGCUGUGCUUGGCCUUCAGCUGGCCCGGAAGUUCAGUCAGAUCAUGACCAUUGCCAUGUCAGAGGUGAUUUUCUGGAGCGACAGUGCAACUGUGCUGCUCUGGAUUCGCAGCUACAGCCGACGUUUCAAACCGUUUGUGGCGAAUCGCAUCAGCCACAUCCAGACUGUUACGUCGCCCAGUCAAUGGCGGUACGUUCCCUCCAGCGACAACCCAGCUGACUUGGCGUCACGGGGAGCUGGGGUAGAGCAACUGGUUGCAACUGAGCUGUGGUGGCAAGGACCGGCCUUCCUGCAGAAAGAAGAAUCUGAAUGGCCAGCCAAGAUCGUGGGUGGCCAAGACCCAGCUGCUCGAGCGGAAGCUCGCAAGGCUGCACAGCCCGAGGUGAUGUCCUUUAUGUCCGAGAAAGUACCCAGCUUGUGCUCUCGGCGCUUCUCAGACUGGACGCGCUUAGUCAGAGUACGGGCUUGGGCAAUUCGCUUCAUCACCAACUGCCGUGGAGGUGAGGAGUUGAGCGGAGAGCUAACCGGCGAGGAGAUGGACGCUGCCAGCCUUUCCAUCAUCAAAGAGGCACAGCACGAGGCAUUCGCGGAGGAUCUGAAGCUAGUGAAGAAUGGUCAACCACUUCCGCUGAAGUCACGUUUGGCGAGGUUAUCGCCUCGACUGGACGACGACGGACUAUUGCGCUGCGAUGGUCGCACCAAGCUGGCUGACUGGUUGCCGUUUGAUGUGCGCUUCCCGAUUCUUCUCCCCCGGAAACAUCCGACCACCCGGCUUAUUGUCAAAGAUUGCCAUGAGCAACGUCAUCAUGGCGGGACGAAUGAAACGUUGGCAGCUCUCUCUGAUCACUAUCUUGUCGAAGCAGCACGGGAGGAGAUCCGUGACUGGGAGAAAGACUGCAUGGUGUGUCGACGACUAAAAGCCCGUGCGGGAGAGCAAAUCAUGGCCCCGUUGCCAGCAAAGCGAUUGUGUGAGCCACUGAGAGCCUUCAGCAGGGUAGCCGUUGACUACGGAGGGCCGUUCGAAACUAUGCAGGGGAGAGGAAAGACUCGCCACAAACGCUAUCUGUGCCUCUUCACGUGUUUGCUGACUCGUGCGGUCCAUUUGGAGAUGGCGUACGCAUUGGAUGCAAAUUCUUUCCUGAACGCCUUUAACCGGAUGGCCAACCGACGAGGUUGUCCAAUGGAGGUUCUGUCGGACAAUGGAGGCAACUUCGUGAAUGCCGACCGCCAGCUACGUGAGCUUGUUGGCCAACUGAACAAUACCACCGUCCGGAAAGCCAUGGCCUGCAGACGCGUGAAAUGGAGUUUCAACCCGCCAUUAGCUCCUCAUUUCGGGGGAGUUCACGAGGCAAUGAUUCGAGCCGCCAAACGAGCUCUACACGCCAUCCUUGGAGACGCAUCUGUGACGGACGAGGAGUUGGUCACCGCUCUCAGCGGAGCAGAGUCCCUCGUCAACUCCAGGCCCAUCACCUACCAAUCGGCUAGUCCGAAGGAUCCAGGGCCGCUAACUCCGAACCAUUUCCUUCAUGGCAUGGCCGAGGGCCAGCUGGUUAUUGCAACAACGGACGAGAAGGGGUGUCAACUGCAGAGACGUUGGAGAUAUGUUCAAAUGCUCAUCGACCAUUUCUGGCAUCGCUGGCUGAAAGAGUUUGUCCCACGGUUGAAUCAGCGGAUGAAGUGGCGACACCAGCGACGCGAUCUGGCCGUUGACGACGUUGUCCUGGUGAUGGAUUCAAGCUCCCCGCGAGGGCGUUGGCCGCUCGGCAGAGUCACGGAAGUUUUCCCUGGUCCGGACGGACAUGUGCGUGUGGUGGCCAUGCAAGUGGGCGGGAAGACUCUGAAGAGAUCCAUCACUCGAGUCUGUCCACUGGAAUGUUAG
Messenger RNA from Sycon ciliatum, 6204 nucleotides. RefSeq lists its product as uncharacterized. Gene Ontology annotation, molecular function: nucleic acid binding. The record is from RefSeq and is a predicted model, not a curated record. Gene Ontology annotation, biological process: DNA integration. NCBI's taxonomy places the organism in Eukaryota, Metazoa, Porifera, Calcarea, Leucosolenida, Sycettidae. The transcript has a single exon. Bases 1 to 6204 code for a protein of 2067 amino acids.